AUAUUUUCUAAUCUUUUUCUCCGGAGGUUUUGAUAGUUUGUGUUGUUAUUAUUAUUAGUAAUAGUCGUAGUAGUAGUAAAAAUUAUUAUUAUUAUUUGAGAGAGAAGGAUAUAUAGUUGGAGAGGAAUUUUUGUAUAUAUAUAAUUUAAUUAUUAUUAUUCUACAUUAUUAAAUAUAUUUAAUUAAUUAUAAAUUGACAAGUAGAGUAUAUAAUAUAAUAUAAUAGAAAAUGGGAUUUUUGAAAUUGUCUUCCGCAGCUGAUGCUGGAAACUUUUCUGAAAAGAAGAAGAGUAAAAAGAAGAAGAAUAAGAACAAGGAAUUUGAUCCUAAUCAUAUAUUUGGACAACCACUCAAGACGCAAAUUACAUCAAUUCGUACCUCUCUUCUCAUUCAGGAGGAAGAUGAAACAGCCACUGGUGGAAAACGUUUUGUUAUCUAUCCAAAACUAUUGUGGUUAUGUUUGAAUUGGCUUGAAAAUAACAAUGAUUGUCCAACGACAGAGGGUAUUUUCAGGUUGAGUGGUCAAGCUGCUAGUAUUAGUGCUCUCAAGGAACAACUCAUCAAGGGAAAAUAUGACAAUGUUCCAAAGACAAAUGAUUAUGAUUCUGAUUCUGAUGAUGAUAGUUUGGGAACACCAACUGCGGAUGAUGAUGAAAUUUCCAACUAUAAUAUGAGAGAAAAUCAUCUCAUUCAAAAGUUUUUAGUUUACUUUUAUCCAAGUAAUGUUCCUCCUGACAGUGUUCCAUUUGUUGCAUUGAAUAGACAAAAUCUUUAUACUAACUUGUUGGAAAUUGUAGGAAUGAAUUUUGUUGAAAUAUUUCCUCAAAAUACUAUUAAUAAUGUUUCCAGUUUAUUGAAAAUGUAUAUUAGAGAAUUACCUGAACCACUCAUGACAUUUGACCAUUACGAUAUGUUUAUUGCUAGUGAUGGUAUUCCAGAUGAUGAAGUAAGAUUGAAAGUUAUUAGAAAUGUUCUUCGUUUCCUUCCAAGAUCAAAUUAUUUCGUUUUGAAAAAGUUGUGUAAAUUUUUGAAUACCAUUCACAACAAUUCUUCAAUUAACAAAAUGGAUGCCUCAAAUUUAGCCAUUGUAUUUGCACCAAAUAUCCUUCGUCCACCACCAAUGUAUUGCAACGUUCUUCAAAUGCAAUUGAGUGAAGCCAGAUUUGCAACAAGUCUCACUGAAAGUCUUAUUGCAGAAUAUGAAUUCUUCUUUGGAGGAAAGGAUGAAUUAGUUGGAACAAAGAAAGAAACUCCAAAACCACCUUCAACCAAACCAAAAAUUAGUGUGAAUACUGACAUGAGUCCAACAACUCCUACUACCUCAAAAACUCUCCCAAGUCCAUCAUCAACAUCUUCAACACCAACGAGUACAACACUUCCACAGCUACCAACAAGUUCUGUUAAAAAACCUCCUCUUCCAAAAAGACAUUCUCCUUCAGUAAUUAAUCCUUCAUCAGGCAAUAGUGUUGAAACAACUCCGAGUGAUACAGAAUCUAAACCUAUUACUUUACCUAAACCUCCAAGCAGAGAAACAUCAAGAUCAGUGUUUGCCAAUCGAUCUGAUUCAUCGAAGAGUGUUCUUUCAGUCAUGGACAGUAUGAGUUCAAUAAGUAAUAGUAGAGAGGCAACAGCAGAGAUUAAAAGACUCUCACGAGUAAUGAAAGCAGGAGAUGUUUGUUUUGAUGUAGGUCUCGAAAAGAAGCCUCCAAAACCACUUCCUCCUAGAAGAGCUACUGUUCUUGAAUCACCUCGUUCUGAGAGCUCUCCAACAACCACUUUUACAAUUCCACCAAGAAAGCCACAAGAGGAUCGACCAACUCUUCCACCAGUCCCUUCUGGAAAUUUAACAUUUAAUAAGCCUCCUCUUCCAUCACGUUUUGCAUCCAAAUCAGAUUCUUCUGCCAAACCUUUACCUCCACCAAGAACAAGUACUGAUUCUGAAUCGAGUACGACAUCUGGUGCAGCUCGUUCACCUCCUCCAAUCCCAAGAAGAAAAUAAACUUGUGUACAUUAGAAU
This is a messenger RNA of Naegleria gruberi, 2017 nucleotides long. RefSeq lists its product as uncharacterized. Bases 230 to 1999 code for a protein of 589 amino acids. Gene Ontology annotation, cellular component: cytoplasm. The record is from RefSeq and is a predicted model, not a curated record. Gene Ontology annotation, biological process: signal transduction; regulation of GTPase activity. NCBI's taxonomy places the organism in Eukaryota, Heterolobosea, Eutetramitea, Acrasida, Naegleriidae. The transcript is spliced from 3 exons.